This is a messenger RNA of Macrobrachium nipponense, 441 nucleotides long. RefSeq lists its product as uncharacterized. NCBI's taxonomy places the organism in Eukaryota, Metazoa, Arthropoda, Malacostraca, Decapoda, Palaemonidae. The record is from RefSeq and is a predicted model, not a curated record. The transcript has a single exon. The coding region runs from base 1 to 441 and encodes 146 amino acids.
AUGGCUACUGGAAGGGUGGCAGAGAAGUUGAAUGAAAGACUAGAAGGAAGAGAAGGAGAAAAGGAUAUCUAUAAGAUUUCAAACUUGAGGAAAUGGCAGAGACAGGAUUUGGCUAAAUUGGGUGUCAUCAGGGAUAGAGAUGGAAAUAUAGUGUAUAGGGAUGAAAACAUUGAGAAGAGACGGAGAAAGUAUUUUGAACAACUAUUAAAUAUUGAAAAUGAGAGAGAGGAGAUGGAGGAAGCACAGAGGGUAGAGGGACCAGUGGUGAAGAUACAGGAUAGAGAAAUAAAGAGAGCAUUAAGUAAAAUGAAGAAUGGUAAAGCAUCAGGUCCAUCAGAGUUCCAGAUUGAAAUGAUCAAAUUACUAGGUACAGAGGGGGAGAAAUGGAUGCUGGAUAUAUUAAAAGCUAUAUGGGAAGAGGAAGAAAUACCAAGGAACUGA